ACCAGUUUCAGCAUAAAGCUUUAGCGUCGUCAACGACUACUUUCAACAAUGCAACUUUUCUGGUUUGUUAUUAUUAUUUGUGUGUGAUAAUUUUUGUUUCUUUAGGGAACUGUUGUUUUUUUUUUUUUAUUUUAUUUAUAUUAUUUUUUUUAUCACAUCUGGGGGGCAGUCACAGGCCCCCUCGACCUUGCCUUUAUCCGGCCUUGAUAUGGAGGUAAUAAACAGACUCCUUUGUCCUUAGUAUCCAGUGAGCCAAGAAACCGUCAGUGAAACCUCGAGAUGUCUCCUUCUUUACCGUCGCCCCGCCCCUCCACCUGCUAUUGGGUUCUCUAGCUCCUCCCACCGCCCUUCCAGCCAAUACUACACCCCAGCCCCGCCCCUUCCCCGCCGCUUUCCCUCGUCCUCCGUCUUGCUGUCCCCCUUCCCUCCCAGACAGACCCUGCCCUUUCCCUUCCGCGGCCCAGUCUGCGAGCACGGGCGGCCGACAAUGGCGAGCAUUCUCAGCGGCCUGCAGAGCUGACACCGCGGCCCCUCCUGCCGGGAGCUCAUACACACAUUUAAAUGACUUUGGCAUAAUGAUGCCAUCUGACUGUGGGAGACAGUAAUCCUGACGGCAGACGGACAGACGGCACCUGACCCUGCCAGAGAACCCUAAGCCACUUACUGGGGAUAAGCGGUGCACCCCUCCCACCCUCACUGAAUGGUAGUCAUCAUGGCGAAGUGUGAGACGGGCAGCACCAGCCCCGUGGUCAGGCAGAUCGACAAACAGUUCCUGGUCUGCAGCAUCUGCCUGGACCGAUAUCACAACCCCAAAGUUCUGCCCUGCCUGCACACUUUCUGUGAGAAAUGUCUUCAGAACUACAUCCCUCCCCAGUCUCUGACCCUGUCCUGCCCAGUGUGCAGACAGACCUCCAUCCUGCCCGAGAAGGGCGUAGCAGCCCUGCAGAACAACUUCUUCAUCACGAACCUGAUGGAAGUGUUGCAACGAGAUCCGGAGUGCAGCCGGCCGGAGGCGACCAACGUCCUGGAGUCGGCCAAUGCCGCCACCACCUGUCAGUCCCUUUCCUGUCCCAACCAUGAGGGGAAGGUCAUGGAGUUCUACUGCGAGUCUUGUGAGACAGCCAUGUGUCUGGAGUGUACAGAGGGAGAGCACAGGGAACACGUGACCGUUCCUCUGAGGGAUGUGUUGGAGCAGCACAAGUCUGCUCUCAAAAACCAGCUGGACACCGUUUGUAACAGACUGCCCCAGCUGACCGUUGCCAUCGAUCACGUCAACGACAUUUCCAAGCAGUUGACGGAGAGGAAAAGCGAAGCAGUAAUGGAAAUCAGUAACACUUUUGAUGAGCUGGAGAAGGCUUUGCACCAACGCAAAAAUGCUCUGAUCACAGAGGUUGAGAAUAUCUGCAGCUCAAAGCAGAAGGUGCUUCAGGCUCAGCUGACCUCUUUGCUGCAGGGCAAAGAGAACAUUCAAAGCAGCUGCAGCUUCACAGAGCACGCCCUCAGCCACGGCAGUGCCACCGAGAUCCUGCUGGUCCAGAAACAGAUGGGCGAGCGGGUCAGCGCUCUGGCCAGGCACAGCUUCCCCGUGCACCCCCACGAGAACGGACACCUGGAGUGCCAGGUGGAGACGGACGGGCUGAGGCGCUCCAUUCAAAACCUGGGGGUGCUCAUCACGACGGGCGCCGUGGGCCACACCAGCGUGGCCACGGGCGAAGGCCUGAGGCACGCGCUGGUCGGCCAGCACACCUCCAUCACCGUCACCACCAAGGACAAGGAUGGCGAGCUGGUGAAAAGCGGGAACGCGGCUCUCCGAGCGGAGAUCGUCUCUGCGGACGGGGGCCGCACCGAAGCCGAGGUGGUGGACAACAAGAACGGAACAUACGAGGUCGGCUACACCGUCCGCUCCGAGGGAGAGUUCACCUUCUCUCUGCUGCUGUACGGGCAGCCCGUCAGGGGGAGCCCGUUCCGGCUACGCGCCGUCAAGCCUUCCGAUGUCCUGCAGUCCCCGGAAGAUGUGAAGAGGAGGGUGAAGUCGCCAAGCGGAGGAGGGGGUCACGUCCGACAGAAGGCCGUCCGCAGGCCCUCCAGCAUGUACAGCACCACCAAGAAGAAGGAAAACCCAAUAGAGGACGAGCUGAUCUACAGAGUUGGCACAAGAGGACGAGACAAAGGAGAGUUCACCAACCUUCAAGGCAUCUCGGCUUCCAGCAACGGGCGGAUUGUGGUGGCAGACAGUAACAACCAAUGCAUACAGGUGUUCUCCAAUGAUGGCCAGUUUAAGAUGAGGUUUGGGGUGAGGGGGCGUUCCCCGGGUCAGCUGCAGCGCCCCACAGGGGUGACCGUCGACGUGAACGGGGAUAUUAUCGUCGCCGACUACGACAACAGAUGGAUUAGCAUUUUUUCCUCUGAUGGCAAGUUCAAGAACAAAAUAGGCGCUGGAAGAUUGAUGGGCCCCAAAGGCGUGGCUGUGGACAAAAACGGACACAUCAUUACGGCUGACAACAAAGCCUGCUGCGUCUUUAUCUUCCAGUCAAAUGGGAAGCUUGUGACAAAGUUUGGAGCCAGAGGAACAUCAGACAGACACUUCACAGAGAAAAGUGGUGCAAACAUUGUACUGGAAACAAAGAUUAGUAAAUCUGGCCCUGUUUUCAGUCCUCACUUUGUGGCUGUGAACAACAAAAAUGAGAUUGUGGUCACAGAUUUUCACAACCAUUCAGUUAAGGUGUACAAUGCAGAUGGAGAAUUCCUGUUUAAAUUUGGCUCCCAUGGGGAGGGAAACGGUCAGUUCAAUGCUCCAACUGGCGUGGCCGUGGAUGCCAAUGGAAACAUUAUUGUUGCUGACUGGGGCAACAGUCGGAUCCAGGUGUUUGACAGCUCAGGGUCCUUCCUGUCCUACAUCAACACAUCAGCCGACCCCCUGUACGGCCCCCAGGGCCUGGCCCUUACGUCCGAUGGCCACGUGGCGGUGGCGGACUCCGGGAACCACUGUUUUAAGGUGUACCGCUACCUGCAGUAGAUGGCGGUUUCCUCCACCGCAGCCGCUGAGGAUGAAACAGGGUGUAUCCAGUGCAGCCUUUUUACCUGCACAUCACCUGUCGCCUCAUUUUACUUUAACUAACGGGUUUGAAGGUCAAUGCAGCAUCAUUGAGACAAAUGAAAAGCAAAAAUGAUGGGGCAACAUGUGAGAAAUGACACUUUAGGAGGUAGAUUGAAGUAUUUAACCAGACUUAACCUGUUCCGGUGCAUGAAGUUUCCCUUUUUUCCUUCAAUAGCUUGGCAGCACAGUGUGACCACCAGUUGCUUUUACCAUAAACUAGUUGAUGCUUAUAGAGAAACGAACAGUGCCAUGCUUCUGCAGCAGUGAAAUGUAAAAAAAAAACAAAAAAAAAAUGUGUGCAGCAAAACGUCACCACCAUCCGUGCAUUGAUUUGCUGUAUGUACUGUACAUACAUGAAUGUAUAUUGUAUAUAUUAGAUCACUCUCUAUGUACAUGCAGCGGUUUUCAAACUGCUUUUUUUGCCAUUUCAGUGAGCAGCAAAGGAUGAAGGAUUCAAGGACUUUGAAUGUGUGUGUCGUUGCUGUGAGUGAGUGGUUUGCAAAGUUGUCGAAGUACGCAGCACAGCAAAUGUUUCCGUUUGUUAUUUUAAAGGGGAAAAAAUUAAUUUAUUUUUAUUUUGUACUAGUGGAGCAUUUGCAGAUUAUUUUUGUACAUUUUUUUUCUUUUUGAAUUUUACACCUUUUUAAGGCGGAAUUUUCUCUAACAUCCACCGGUAAAUCAGCGUUUGUGCAGAUGGGCAGCUGACUUCCAAAGCUUCAGCACUGGUUUUCAUUUCACGGAUUUUUCUAAACUCUUAUUCAGAAUUUCUUUUUUUUAAUAUUAAAAUUGCUUUAAAUAGAUUUGUUCACUGGACCAGAAAAAUAUCACAUAUCUCAGGAAAUCUAAUCCAAAUUUGAUCACAGCGUCUGUUCAACGAUGUUUUUGGCACAUUUGCGUGAGUUGAUGACUUUGCAAGAAAGCUGCUGAUUUGUGCAAAUUUAGGCUGCAUGAAAUACCACAGGGAUAGAUUUUUUUCAUGUUGUGGCUUUACAAGAAACUGUUACAUUUUUUUUCAAAGACACUAGCUAUAGAACAUGUUUCAUGCAUUACAUUCCACCCGGUGUGCUUCAUUUGUCAGCUAUCUGCAGUAGAGAUGUGCCAGCGGCGUGGGUUUUUGCUCCCUCUGGUGGUCGUUCUAUGUAAGAGCAGAGGAAGACUCAGCGUUGCUGCAUGAGGGAAGAGCUCCUGGGGUGACUAGCUUCUUAGCCGUCCAGCCGUUGAUAUUGGAUUUAGCAGAAAAAGCACUAGAUUAGUCAACCAGGACGCAGCCAUUUUUCUUUUUCUUUUUUUUUUUUUGGUAAAAUUUGCUGUUUUGAGUUUGUGCCAAACAAGGAUUGACGACUUCCUCCUCUGUGAGACGAGCGCUCACCUUUUUAAGAUGUAUUUAAAAAUGUCUUUGCCCUCCCUGUUCUUUUGGUUUUCUCUAUGAAUAUGCACUGGUAAUAAAAGCACAUGGUUUACUGA
This is a messenger RNA of Oryzias melastigma (Indian medaka), 4561 nucleotides long. Its product is annotated as tripartite motif-containing protein 3. Lineage: Eukaryota; Metazoa; Chordata; Actinopteri; Beloniformes; Adrianichthyidae. Gene Ontology annotation, molecular function: ubiquitin protein ligase activity; translation repressor activity; protein binding. Gene Ontology annotation, biological process: negative regulation of translation; protein polyubiquitination; proteasome-mediated ubiquitin-dependent protein catabolic process. The transcript has 14 exons. The record is from RefSeq and is a predicted model, not a curated record. Bases 701 to 3016 code for a protein of 771 amino acids.